Molecule: messenger RNA, 2517 nt
Organism: Pieris macdunnoughi
Lineage: Eukaryota; Metazoa; Arthropoda; Insecta; Lepidoptera; Pieridae
Source: the annotation of a GenBank genome assembly
AUGCCUCCCAAGAAAACCACUUCUACCAGGUCCGUUUCUGGUGACAAAAAACCAACUCGCAGACGGAAAAAAUGUGUAGUCAAAAAGUCUUCCAAGGUUUGCAAGGAUGAUUUAGGUGCCGAUAUCGCGAUCAGUUGCAUAAAAGAUGUAAGACCAGUGACCAGAGGCACAAAAAGAAAAGUUACCCAAAAUAAAAUUGAAGUUGUUAACAAUGAGAAGGCAGCAAAUGACAGUAAAAAUUCUGAAAGAAACUCUUCCAAUAAUAAUCAACCUGUUGCUAAGAAACGAAGAAUAACUCGUAAACUAGAAAUUAAGUCUACUAUGGUUACCAGAAAUUGUAAAAAAAGUCCUCAAGUUGAGGAACAAGGAAAGGGUGAUGUAAAAUCUAAAAUUCUCACAUUAAGACAUAAAGUAUUUCCUAAAGAUCUUAAAAUUGUACGAACAAUUGUCAAUGAUUAUAUACCUGAUGAAGUUACUUCAGAAAAUGAUACAAAAUCAGUGAUGCCAACAAUAAAUACAACCACUAAAUGUUUUGAAGCUUUAACAUAUGAUCUUAAAAAAAAUCCAAUUGUAUUACUUAAAAAUCUUGUUAUAAAUGAUUAUAGCAGUAAUAUAAGAGAUGAAUCUGAAAAAUCUUUGGAAAAUAACGAUCAUUCUAAUAUUACUAAUGGACAAACUAAUUCUGGAAAUAAUAGUAGUGACCUUAGUUCUGAUGCUUCGCAAGAUACUUCACCCAUUAGAGACCCAUCUGAGGAAUUGGGAUUAGACCAGUUGUUUUUCUUAGAUCACUACAUAUCAAUGUUACACCAGUAUACUGGAUUCAGCUUUGAAAAUAAUGUUGACUUUUCAAAAAAAAAAUUGCAUUUAAAUAUACAAACACAAGAAUUAAAAAAUAUUAUAACUGGAGGAAUACUUAGAAGUAAUGUUUCUUGUGGUGAUUAUGUUGAGAAAGGACCGAUAUCACUUCAAAUAGAUGAGAAAAAAUUAAACAACACACCUGAACCAAAUGCUAAAGAGCAAGUACCUGAAGCUGGUAUAGAAGGAUCGGAUUAUUAUCCAGACAGUUUCAAUUAUACUGACGAUGAUGAUGAUGAUGACACUAUAUCACUUUUUGCUGAAAGCCUUUCAAGUUUUGAAACUAACCCUAUAAUGUCAUACAACUCUAAAGUAGAUAAAUAUGAACCUAUUGUAGAUAGUAGAGAUGAUACUGCCAUCUUCAAAAUCCCAAAACCAGUAGUACUUAAACAGUGUAUCCAGGUUUGUGAGAAGCAAAAAGCUGACUCAACAUCAUUUGGAUUAUCUGAAGAUUCUGGUACAAAAGUGGAGUAUAUGAAACCUGAAACAAAACUCCACAACAAGUUUACUACUAAAACAACAAAAAGUCGCGUUUUAUCCCCGGUCUUGCCAGGAUCACCCAUACCAUUUACAUAUGUAAGAAGUGCUGUCUUUAGAGGCAUCUGCAUUUUCAACAUAUUGAAGAAAUGCAAGAAUAGCAGGUGCAAUUUCCCACACACUCUUCUGACACAAAGUUUUGUAAGUGAAAAGUUAGUUGAAUUAACUGAAGAUCAAUUCCACCAAGAAUAUCUAAUGGUAUGUAAGGAGGCUCAAUUAUUAAGGUUGUAUGGACUAGUAUAUAUAAAUGAAGGUAUUCGUCGAAAAUAUUCUAGAAUAGUAGUGGAAAUAACAUUAAAUGCUCUAAUUAUUUUUAAACAGACCCAAGAAAAGGUAAUAAUAACUGAAAUAGUGGAAAGGACAUUGUUAUAUUUGAAUCAAGUGAAUUUCAAUGAAAUUUGUGACUUGCUGAUAUCAGAUGUUAAACCAGGUGUUCAAGUGUGUGAUAAAUUUUUGGAAGUAAUAGGGCAAACUCAAAACUUCUCUAGGUUUAAAAUAGUAUUUGUGAAGUUGGCAAAGUUAAUGUGUGUACGAAAUAGGACUUUUAACAGUGAAACAGUGUCUCAGAUUGUAGAAAGGUUGUGUAUUUUGCCGUAUUCGUUUGAUUUGGCGCGGGCGGUAUUAGAUAUAUUGAAGAAGACUGAUACGGUAGUGUUUUGUAAUUCAAUGAUUACUGUUUUCGAGAGAAAACUUUUGAAAUUUGACAAUCAAUUGCAUAAAGAAUUUGUUAAGUUAAAAGACCAACCCAAUAAUCAGUGCAUAGAUGAUGGUGAAACAAUGUGGAAUAUAUGUGAUAAAGCCAUCAGGUACUCUCCUGAUACAACAAACAGAGACAGUCUGGACAGACAUGAGCAUGUGGAAGUCGGACAACCAGACCAAUGUCAACAAAGUAGGCUAUAUUCUAAAUUCGAUUGGGGCCGUUCUGGUCCUAUGAAGCAACUCCCCAGAACAUUCAGACAAGUAAAUUAUGGACAACCUUCGAGUCUAAGACCCCAAUAUAAUCCAAGGCAAAGACUGCCAAACCGGCAUGAACGUCGAACGCCAUAUUUACCAUCUCUAUGUAACCUACGUUUUCCCUCACAAAAUAUACCUCGAAAGAAAAAUAAAGGGCCGUAUCGGUUGUAA